CCGGAAUCUGCCACUGUUGAAUACAAGGCCCUGGCUAACCAGCAAGAUCAAGACUCCUCCUCGUCGCUGCAGCCCACGGUGAUAAGGCCUUUUCUCCUUUCGUAAGGUGAAUUAUCGAUGCUGAUGUCAAUUUUGAGCUUGUAUUGACAAUUCUACGUGGGCAGUAUGAAGAUCAACAUUGCCAACCCCGCCACUGGGGCUCAAAAGACCAUUAAUAUCGAUGAAGAGAGAAGAUACCGUAUCUUCUUCGACAAGAAGAUCUCGCAAGAGGUCGAGGCGGACAUCCUUGGAGACGAAUGGAAGGGUUACAUUUUCCGUAUCACUGGUGGUAACGACAAGCAGGGUUUCCCCAUGAUGCAGGGUGUCCUGCUCCCCUCUCGUAUCAGACUGCUUUUGACCGAUAACCACACUUGCUACCGUGCAAGCCGCUCAGGCGAGAGGAAGCGCAAGUCCGUCCGUGGUUGCAUCGUUGGCCCUGACAUUGCCGUCCUCUCCGUCGUUAUCGUUAAACAGGGCGACAAUGAUGUCCCUGGGCUCACCGACACCGUUCUGCCCAAGCGACUUGGUCCUAAAAGGGCAACAAAGAUCAGAAGGUUCUUCAACUUGUCGAAGGAGGAUGAUGUCAGGAAGUACGUUGUAAGGCGUGAGGUGAAGAGUUCGAAGAAGGAGAACGCCAAACCUUACACCAAAGCACCCAAAAUCCAAAGAUUGGUCACUCCCAUCCGUCUGCAACGCGCCCGUCACCUCCGUUCUCUUAACCGUCGCCGGAUCGACCGCCAGAAAGAGCAGAAGGCAGAAUACGAUGCCCUCAUGCAAAAGCGUGUUGCUGAGAAGAAGGCCAAGGUUGCAGCCAUCAAAGCCUCGCACACCAAGACUGCCUAAAAUAAUCCCCGUACAUCAUCCACACUUCAUGUCAUGCUUCUUAUGGUACCUCAUGUCACACCAUGCUUUGACGCUAUACUACCUGCAUUAAAGCCCAUCGCAUCGCUGAUAUGUCAGUAUCAAGUGAAUAUUGACGUACCCCAAGGUUUGGGUUACUCUUGAAGCCCCGUGUUUUCUCAAGCUGGAUCGCUGAGCUUGUCAUUGCGUGUUUGAUUGUCGUGUCAAUUAAAUUUUCAGAUUAGGCUACUUCACUAGAUCGACUCUUGCCAAUAAAAUGGGUCUGAUGUCUACGCUCGCCCUGCCUCCUUGUUCCCU
Molecule: messenger RNA, 1197 nt
Organism: Suillus bovinus
Lineage: Eukaryota; Fungi; Basidiomycota; Agaricomycetes; Boletales; Suillaceae
Product: 40S ribosomal protein S6
Exons: 6
Coding region: 166-882 (238 amino acids)
Biological process (GO): translation
Cellular component (GO): ribosome
Molecular function (GO): structural constituent of ribosome
Source: RefSeq, a predicted model, not a curated record